This is a messenger RNA of Scedosporium apiospermum, 5490 nucleotides long. RefSeq lists its product as uncharacterized. Bases 1 to 5490 code for a protein of 1829 amino acids. Gene Ontology annotation, molecular function: structural constituent of nuclear pore. Gene Ontology annotation, cellular component: nuclear pore inner ring. The record is from RefSeq and is a predicted model, not a curated record. Lineage: Eukaryota; Fungi; Ascomycota; Sordariomycetes; Microascales; Microascaceae. Gene Ontology annotation, biological process: RNA export from nucleus; protein import into nucleus. The transcript has 4 exons.
AUGGCGCAAGCUUUGGAUCAUCGCGUCUACCUCCCUCCUCUAGAGGAGUGCCUGAAGGGGGAGAGAGACAUUUUAUCAUGGAAAUUAGUCGCAACUGCUCUUUCUGACCCGACAGGCGUGCGCCAGACGACCGAUGCCGUACGCGAAUUCCUUAAAGAUACCUACGUCCAGGACCUGAUAAAGAAUCCUGCGAAAACAUUUACAUUCGAAGAUGAUGCCGCGAGUGCCGAGUUCGAAACGAGGACCUCGGCAAUCCAUGUCACGCCGAAAUCGAACGGUAGCUACGAUAUAAAAACGAUCAAGGAGGAUGCUCAGUGGUUAAGCAAGAACGCGAGAAUUAACCUCCUUGCCGCGCUUCGAAUCGUCGCGAUCGAGCUCCAGGCUCGUCCCGCAUACCACCUCGCAGGCCCUUUGUCCCUCCAAGACUCCCUCAACCUUCAAGAUGCGGCUGGCGGCAACGAGGUCCAGUCGUCCACUGUCGUAGCUAGGGUAGCUACGACAGGGUCUGUUGACGCCGACGCUCUCUGGGAUGAGUUUCAAAAGCAAGAAUCCAGGAGAGCCAGGAUCUACGUAACAUAUCUCUAUGAGAAGAGAUUCUUCUUGAUGGUAGCCAGCUAUCUUCACUCGAUCAUUUUCUACGAGAGACUUCCGAUCGCCACAGAAAUCCCUCUUCUCAACCUCAACGAGCUAUAUGGCUUGCCACGCCCCAUGUCAGGAGCGGAUGAUGCGAACGGACGGCGUGGAUUCGUCGAAAAGACUGUUACCACCUACCUCGAUCUCCUUGCUGUGAUCACCAAUUCCCUCGACGCGGGGUUGGAAGCGACGACGGAUGAUCCCCUAGUUACCCAAGAUGAUGUAGCUAUCGACUGGUUACGAACUGGCGUAGAUCAAGCCGUCCAUGCGACUUUGGUGGUUUUUCAAGCUCUGGACUACAUGUCUGGCGCGUUAGUCAACCCGAAGAUCGUCGGCAGGUGGUUCUCGAUGAUGAAGGUUCACUGCUUUUUUGAGCAGCUCUUGACGUCAGAUGCAGUCGCACAAGAACUACAAGCUGCAUUACAAACGGUCACUUGCGCCGUAUCCUUGAUAUUACUUAGCCCCACUAAGGCGCUUCGCCAUGUGAACCCAGACGGCGAGACUCCGAGCGAGGAUAUACUCUACCUCUCGUUCCCCCAGGUUAUGGAGGACAUUCACAUCACAAUAGAGGCUGCAUCAAGCCUUGACGCAGCCGCAGCAUACCCUACGAUCUUCGUGUGGAGUAUCAUUCUGUUCCAGCUGCACCUAUCCCUAAUCGAUAGGUCUGAAAGGCGCGAUGUCCUGCUGCAGCAAAAGUCUGCGGAGCUUAUUCAAGAUAACCCUAUACGUCCUGGCACUGCCCGGCGUUCCUCGGUCGGGAGCAUCAUUUCCAUCGACGAGCUUCCGCGUGACGUCUUCCUGCGAUCUGCUGGACUUGACAAGGAAAGCCAAGCCAUCGAAGUUCUUGCAAACCAAACAACGUCGAAUGGAGCUGCGUUCACUGUCAUCGACCAGAUGGCGACUUCCAGCGAGAAAUCCUUCCCGGCCUUGCAGAGUUCGCGAGUCAGAACCGUCUUCCUCGAGUUCUUCAACUGGACCCAGCCCGUUGUACCCUACCAGGCUGAUCCGGUUGUUGCACUAGUCGACAAUCUCUCUGGAGGUGCAUCCUAUUGGGAAAUGUCACCGCGGCAAGCCGUUACUUCGAACACCGAUAUUCUCGCUAGCGCCCUAAACAACGAGUUAUUCCUGGACAACUAUCUCUACACGUCUCUCAACCGGUUUCCUUUCGAGUUUUCUCCCUUCCUCCACAUCUGCUCGGCGCUCGGUAAAUGCACGACCUUACUUGAUGGCGCCGGCUCCGACGAGGUCCUCAGCAUACUUCGACGAACCUCUACGCUCACCUUCAACCUCCCGGAUUACUUCCAGGCAUAUGAGCUCGUCUUCGAAGACGAAAACACCAACUCAUUCCGCAUCCUAGAGCCGCUACCUCUGUUCAUGCCUCGUGGCCGUAGCAGGAGGCACGUCGCAGUCGAUGACUUCUGCAUCCCGGCUGGCACACACGGCCGCUUCGUGACGGACUCUGGUCGUGUCGUGCAGCUGGACUAUGAGUAUUCGCCGCUUGCGCUCCUAGGAAGCAGCCUCCAGAUAUCGCUCUCUCAGGGUGAUUAUCGGCUGUUCCUAAGCGGGACGGCCCAGAAUGAGGUCGCGGAGAGCAUCGGCCUUCUCGCCAUUCUUGUGCGCGCCCAGUGCCUAAAGGCGUCCCUCACUGGAGCAGCAGACCAGCAUCAAUCUGCGAUAGAAAUUCUCGAGGAAGCCAGCAAGAGUAUCGAUAAUAGCAAGGAUAUAAUAUCGGUCAUCUGUGAUAUCCUAGACUCGUCUAUGCAGGACGAUUCCGCCAUGGGUGAUGACCAGGAUCUGGCGGUCCUAACAUCGUGUAUCCAGUUCCUCCAUGCGACGCUCCCCGUCUACCCGAGCCGUAUCCUCUCGUACAUGGCGCGCUGUGAUCUCCUCAGCUCGGAUUCACGCGCGGGUAGGCUGGCUAGGCUCACCGGAAGUUUGGACAUGGCCGACAAUCAGUUUGAUUUCCUUGUCUCCACCGUUCGUCUCCUAUCUGCUGUCGUCGAUACCAUCAUGAGCAGCAGCGUCCAGAGAAAAUGCGGGAACAAGCUCAAGGCCCGGUUACGCGUUGAGACAGACAGCUGGCUCGGGACGUCGGAGAAAACACUCAGCAGGUUAGGCCAAUCCAUUGCCGUGGCAGCCGUUGAUGUUUUCGAGAACUGGUCUACCUGGAAGCUGAGGUCGGACACAUCUUAUACUGUCCUGUUAAAGGAGGUGGUGCCGCUGAUGAAGAACCUCAUCCUCUACGCUUACGGACUAGACGACUUGGAAGGCUCUUCUCGACCUACAGAGUGUCUUGAGGCAGGUGCCGAAUACAUCAUUGAUAGUUUCCUCUCGCCCUCAGCCGGCUCACUCCGCUUCAGACCUCUGCAGUCAACAUUAUAUAUGGGAUUCCAGUACCGGCCCUCGACCCUCUUCCACUCGAGAACUAUAGCCCUCCAGAGCCAAGUUUCCGCCGUCUUGGACUUUAGCACGAUUCUUCUAAGAGUCGCCAACAUUUAUACCCGGCCUGUCGGAACAUUCGAGUCCCAUCUGUUCAAGAGCUCUGGUCUACUUGCGAGACUGGUGGCCGUCAACGGAUACUUCCAGCGUCCAACACUUCUUCUCAUCACUGCCUUGGUCGAGAGUGCUGGUCGAGGAACGGACGAGCCGCCCUCCCUCCUCGGAUAUCUUGGGCCCCAAGUCGCAAAGUCGUUUUUGGAUGACCUCUCAAAGAUAGGACGGCCGUUCUCGACGCCUUCGGAAGUAACCACAAUCUGGAAGUUUUUCUCGUCGAUUAUCCGAAACAGGCAGCAGUGGAUGUCCAACUGCCUCAUCUCCGGUAAGACGCCCCGGGAGGUUUCCGAAUCUUCCAAGGCCAAAGAUUUUGCAUCGGAAUCGGUCUUUUCGACUGCGCUCGGAAUGAUUAAAAACCUCGGCACUGUAUCAUCGCGACUUAAGGUGCUCGGUAUCCUCGACUUCAUCACAUCAGCUCAGAACUAUUGGCCCUGGACGGUAUUUACGAUUCUCAAAGACCCAGCGUGUCUCGAUGGCUUACGCACCCGCAUUCGUGGCAUGUCUCCUUCGGCCGUAACCGCCAAAUCCGACCCUCUAGCUGCAGCGUACGACGCAAAGGAGGCGGCCUACAUCGCCGAAGCUUUCGCGAUGCAGCUCUACCACCUCCGCCACAUGGGCGGUGCCAAGGCAACUGCGGAGAAUCUCCUAAAAGACCUGGAUUAUUACCUUCGAGACGGCGCGCUCAUCGCUGGCUACAAUGGAUCUCUGCACGCGAACUUCCGAAAGAACUUUGCGACUAAGUACCCGACGUGCUCAGUUGAGAAGUUUAAGCGCACGAUGCUUGAACCUAGAGAUUUGGGUGACAAUUAUUACUACAAUUUGACGCGGGCUGAUGAGAUGCUUCGGUUUGAUCCUGGAUGGCGCGGACCUAAGGGUAAUGGUUUCAAGAAGGAGAUGGAGCGGGCGAAUCUGAACCUCUCUCUUGUCGACGCCCAAAUAUCUCUGUACCACGCGUGGGAGUUCCUCCUGCUAGAACUGAACAGCGCUCUACCAGGCAACGAAAUCGUCGCGCGAUAUAUGCAGCAAGUCGCGCUUCAAUGCCUGGAGGCCAAUCGUGAAGGCCAAGGUCCUGAGAACAUCUUUGUUAGAAUCAUCGAGUCUCGAUCAAACUUUGCCUUGAUGCUCAUCCAGGGGCUUAUUGGGGUGAAGAUUGCUCCGCAGGAUGUGAACCAAUUAAUCGGAGCGCUCUAUAGCGCCAUCGCUUCGAUCGAAGAGCCAUUCGAGAAGGAAUCAGCACCCCUUUAUCGCACUCUCCUCAAGGCGCUGUACAUCGUCUUGAAAUCUCAUGCCGGACAAACAAGUGCGACUGGAUCAGGCAGUGGUGACGAGAGCAUAUCUGGCGACACGUUGGUUUCGAGGAUACAGAUGAUGCUGGAUAUUCUUGACAGGGUUGUCGGCAAGGGAUUCCGCACGCUUGUCACCCUCAUACAUGACAAGAACACCGCGGUCUCUCCAGAAGACCUAGGUCUUAUCACCGCUGUGCUCCAAGCCUGCCUCGCCCUUCCAGACAUGAAUCAGCAGCAGACUCAGGUUCUCAACAUCAUUGCAGCGCACGACGCCAUGCACGUAGCCUGCUCGCUCUUCUCGUGGUCCGACAAGAUCACCGACAACGGCGACCCCGUCUACGGCGAACUGAGCCUCCUCUUCCUCCUCGAGCUAUCCAAGCUCCCCAUGGUGGCGGAGCAACUAGCCUGCAACGGCGUCAUCAGCCAGCUCACCUCGGCCAACCUCACGCGGUUCAUGAGACGCGGAGUAAUCUCCCCGUUCGCCGAUAACGUCGGCGCGCAGCGGUGCUACAGCGUCUGGGCCAAGGCCAUGCUCCCCUUACUACUCAACCUGCUCACGGCCAUGGGCACCACGGUGGCUCCCGAGGUCAGCUACGUGCUCAACCAGUUCCCGUCGCUCCUCAAAUCCAGCGUCGAGCGCUUCGAGGCCCCCGGGACGAGCCGCACCGCGUCCAAGGAGGCGAAGCACUACGUCACGCUGCUCACGGCGAUGGAGAUCCAUUCGCUGGCGAUAUUAACCCGCGUCCUCGGAGCGUUGAGGCAGAAUAACAAUCGCGACAUCCCCGAGGUGCGUUGGGACGGCGCCUCGCUGUUGGAGUACGUCGAGUUUUGGCUCAGUAGUAGGCGGUUGCUGAGGGAGAGGCUGCUGCCGCUGGGUCAGAGGGAGGUGGAGUGGAAGAGUAUGAAGUCGACGGCGGCGGCGGCUAAUGGCGUGACGGACGGAUGGGAGAGUGUGCUGGAGGAGAAGGUGGUGGUGCAGUUAGAGGCUGUUAGGGAUGUGCUGGUUGAGGAGGCUUGA